AUGGCCGACUCCAACGAAUCCCAGCCGAUCGUCCGGGCCACCAAGCCCGUCAGUGAGGCAUUGCUCAAUGAGAAGUGGGAUCGCGCCAUCUCCUCCAUGAUCAUUCGCUCCUCCCUCGGUCUCGGUUUCGGUGUUGUUUUCUCAGUGCUCCUCUUCAAGCGGAGGGCUUGGCCCGCUUGGGUUGGUCUGGGCUUCGGUGCUGGACGUGCUUGGGAAGAGGCCGACUCUUCAUUCCGUCGUGGCGACUCGCCCGUUAGAGACGCACUGCGUCGGUAG
Messenger RNA from Aspergillus pseudotamarii, 276 nucleotides. Its product is annotated as MICOS complex subunit MIC10. Bases 1 to 276 code for a protein of 91 amino acids. The record is from RefSeq and is a predicted model, not a curated record. Lineage: Eukaryota; Fungi; Ascomycota; Eurotiomycetes; Eurotiales; Aspergillaceae. Gene Ontology annotation, cellular component: MICOS complex; mitochondrial inner membrane; mitochondrion. The transcript is spliced from 3 exons.